AUGCCCCACAAACUUGGGGCUCAGCUUCCGUCAGGGCAGGCGGAGCGGGAGGUACCUGGUGGAGAGCCAGACAUGAUCACCAGGAUGGAAUACGGGUGCCUCACUGCAGUGGUGGUCCACCUGCUCCUUCUGACGUUGGAGCCUCACGUGGGCAGCUUUCCAAACCUCCUCUACUCGCCAGAACCACUCGUCCACCGCAGGGCCUUCAGUCUGGCUCGGGGUCCACAGGGCCAGGGCCGGCAACGGCGAGGGGGAGUGGGAAAUAAAGAAUGGCUCUGCCUGAACUGCCAGACCCAGAGAGCUUUGUCUGGGGCCCUGGGAGAUGCUCCACUUCCUGUUCCUCAGCCAAUGGGAUCCCCACGGCACUCAGCUCCAGCCAAUCAACAACAGCCUCAGCAGAGAGGGCCCAAUCAGCAGGCAGGGUUACGGCCCACUGAUCCUCAUCAGCAACAAAAACCACUGGGUGCCCAAGUAAGUGGCCCUCCUUUCUCCCCUGCCAAACAGAGCAAGGGGCCUGCCCAACCCUCCCCUGCCAAGGUACAACCCUCCCCAGGUAAGAGUGCACACUCUCCUGCUAAAACAGCCCAGCCCUCCCCUGCCAAGGGUGCACCCUGCCCCACUAAAACAGCAUCCACCCCUGCUAAGGGCACACCCUUCCCUGCCAAACAGAUAGGACCCACUGCCCAGAGCAAGGGUCCUGCCCAGCCCUCCCCAGCCAAGGGUGCACUGUCCUCUGCUAAAACAGCAUACACCCCUAACAAGUGCACACCCUCCCCUGCCAAACAGACAGGACUCACUGCCCAGAGCAAGGGUUCUGCCCAGCCCUCCCCUGUUAAAGUUGCAUCCACCCCUACCAAGGGUGCACCCUCUCCUGCUAAGAGUGCACCAACUCAACCUAAACCCAACAAGCAGGCCGGUAAACAGCAGCAGGGCCUGGAUAAAACUAAAGUCGUCCCCAAAACUCAUAAGGAAAAUGAAGCCAAAGCCUCGCCCAGGAAGGGAGCACCUGAAGCCAUCACCACAUCAAAAGAUGAAAAGAAGAAACCCGUUGAAGAUUCACAGAAGUCAAAACACCAUGACGAUUCCAACAAGUCCAGCACACAGAGCCUCAGUGACACGGGAUACUCCUCAGAUGGGAUCUCCGGCUCCGUGGGUGAGAUCACAGGCCAUAUCCGUGAGGAACCGGGGUUAAAGCUGAGUGAACGUAGCCUCUCCAGCCCCUCUGAGAUCACUAAGCUAGAGAGCUCCAUGCGGCCACUGCUAGAGUCCAAGUCCAAGACCGCUACAGACCAGGGCGGGGAGAACAACUCUGACGGGGAGGUGUCGGACGAUCUCAGCUCCAAGCUGCGCCACGACUAUGUGGAGGACAGCAGCGAGAGUGGUCUGUCCCCCUUACCGCCCAGGCAGAAGAAGUCCCAUAAAGAAAUGACAGAUGAGGAAUUCAUGAGGAGGCAGAUCAUGGAAAUGAGCGCUGACGAGGACGAGAUGGAGGAGGAGGAGGAGGAGGAAGGGUACGGCUACCAGAAAACGAAAAACAAAAAGGAUUUGGGGAAGGAGAAACGACGGAGCCUCACCCACCAUUCCAGUAGUUUUGAGGAGGACACCAAGGGGGUAGAUGGCGAAGACAAUGAAGGUAUGAUGGCUUCCCAAGGAGGCCUGCGGCGGUUUAAGACCAUUGAGCUGAACAACUCAGAGCAUGACCUCAGAGAGCCAGAGCUGGAGAUGGAGAGUCUGACUGGAUCACCAGAGGAGCGGUCGAGGGGGGAGUAUUCAUCUACCCUCCCUGCCACAACUCCCAGUUACACAUCUGGCACGUCCCCUACCUCCGUGUCCUCCAUGGAGGAUGACAGUGACAGCAGCCCCAGCCGCAGGCAGAGACUGGAGGAAGCCAAGCAGCAGAGGAAGGCUCGCCACCGCUCCCACGGCCCACUCCUGCCCACCAUCGAGGACUCAUCCGAGGAAGACGAGCUGAGAGAGGAAGAGGAGCUUCUGAGAGAGCAGGAGAAGAUGAGAGAUCUGGACCUGCAGAGGAUCCGCAGUACAGCCAGGAAAACCAAGAGGGACAAAGAGGAGCUAAGGGCCCAGAGACGUAGAGAGAGAUCCAAGACUCCCCCCAGCAACCUCUCGCCCAUCGAGGAUGCAUCCCCGACAGAGGAGUUGAGACAGGCAGCAGAGAUGGAGGAGCUCCACAGAUCCUCCUGCUCCGAGUAUUCCCCUUCCAUGGACUCAGAGGCAGAGGGCUUUGAAAUGAUGGGCUCCAAGCUCUACAAGUCAGGAAGCCACCACAACCUACCCACCUUCAUGUCUCUCUACUCCCCCACUGAAAAAUAUACUGCCACUUCACCGUUGGACAAGACACUGAAAAGUGCAGAGGAGGUGUAUGAAGAAAUGAUGAGGAAAGCAGAGAUGCUGCAGCAGCAGCAGAGACAGCCAGGAAGGCCAGGCCAACAACAAGGAAGUCCGCAAAGGCAACCGGCUGGGGCACCUCAGCCUAGCAGCAAACAACAUCUAGGCACUGGAGCACCUCUAACCCCUGGCUCCAGCCCCACACAAAUCUCUGCACCUGUUUCCUUCUCCUCAAACGAUCCACGUGGGGCUGGAAAAGGGGCCCCACCAGGAAUCAGUGUGACACAGCAUCUAUCGAAAGAAACCCAAGACCGGAUGAGGACGCAGACUGCCAAAAUAGGGGGUGUAAUCCCUCCAGUGGCUGGAAGACCAGGUCCUCAGGGACCAGCACAUGGGGCGCCUCCUCCUGACUCUGGAGCGCCCUCCAUCGCAUCCUCCCUCUUCUCCUAUUUCAAAGGCCCCAGUCCUCCUGUUUCCCCUUCCCCCUCUCCCUCACAGAGUCCAACUCAUUCCCUGUCCCUACGACCUACAGGGCCUGGGGUGUCCCCACAACAUUCUCAGCCUGGCGCUGGUGGCGCAACCUCCCCAGUACCACCGCAACAACAUGAUGCCCAGAUGUCUCGAAGAACAGCAUCGCCACGCCUUGCAAGACAACAGUCCUCCUCCGACUCACCAGUAAUGGGGAUAACGCUGGGCUCUAAGACCACCACCAGUCCUGCCAGGCCUCUGACUGUAAACUCCUCCACUUCUCCCCUGUCCUCGCCAACACAGGCUAUCCGUCAACCCAUGUAUCAGCAAUAUAUUCCUUCAACAAGCUCUCCAACGUCCCCACAAAUGCAUCUAUCGCAACAAUCCCCUCAACAUGGUUUACAGAGGCCCCAAAAUGCAGAGAAGGUUAAUAUUGGUAUAAGCAGGACAAUGACAACCACAGCUACCACAUACAGUCGUGGGUCAAUAUCAAUGGAAAAUAUCUCCCUAUGUAGGAUCUCCAAUGUCCCAGGUACCUCUAGGGUCGUAGAGCAGGGCCAAAUGCAAAUGCGUCCGACUGGACCUGCAUCUGUAGUGGACCUGAGAGCACCAAUGAAGGCCUCCCCAAUCAUCAUGACAGACCAGGGCAUGGAUCUAACAUCUCUGGCAACUGAUACAAGAAGAUAUUCCCUUGAUGCUGAACAACCCCCCAACCAUCACAAAUCGGUGCAGCCACUGAAUGCUGCCAUGAACCUGAAUGCACAAGAGCAGCCGCAUGUUUCGGCGUCCACUCCAACAACAGUCAGCAUCACUGUGGCAGCCUCCAUGUUUAUAUCACAGCCGAAGGGGCAUCCAGUGAUUUACGGAGAUCCCGUGCAGAACCGUAUGGAUCUGGGGCAAGGCGUUGGGUCAGCAAUGUGUCUAACACAAACUAAGCCACCCAUUACUGACCCGUCCAUUCCUAAGAUUGAUGCGUGUCUGGAGGAUCUGGGCAUCCAGCAGCAGCAGCUCCAGAUGCAGCAGCAGAAGCUCCUACAGCAACAACAGCUCCUCGAGCAGCAGCUUCAGCAGCACCAGCAGUCUUCCUUUGCUCGCUAUAACCUAGCGAACCAGGUCCAGCCGCUGUUGCUGAAGAAAGACCUGGUGGUUAGCCAGACGAGCAGUGGCAGUGCCCAGCCUGUGGUCAGUGUGAUUCCUAGAGUAUCUCCCAUGCCGCCCCAGCCAGCGUCUAUAGUUCUACCUCCCUCUAACAAUCAUCAUGACUAUGGUCAGAGUGGGCUUGCCUUGGAGUUGAAGAACAAGCCCACAGUUAUGAACCUGUCCACGGGAAAGCCCCAUGUCAUGAUGGUCCAACUGGAAGAUAGCAAUGCCUCUCAGAUGGCCACUGUGACUCAGCUGGUCAAAGAGCCUCCUCCUCCUUCCCAGGUCCUGGAUCUCACUGGUGGACAGAUACAGAAACCAGAGAACCAGGUGGCUUGUUGUGACGUUGUUUACAAGCUACCCUUUGCUGGUAGCUGUGCAGGUAACUUAACUCAGAAAAAUUCUACCACUGAAUCUUCCCAAAUCACUCUUCCACCCCCUGCCCCACACUACAGUGUAGGCCAGCAGCAGCAGAAACAACAACAACAGCCACAACAACAGCAACAACAACCACCACCUGGUAAUAAUGGCUACCAGGCAGCAAGCAUGCAAGGAGCACCAGAGGAGCCUAAACCGAUGCAGGGAGUCCCUCUAUACCCUAUACCCCCUGGAGGCAGGCUUCAACCUUCCAUGUCUGACACCAACAUGUCUAAUACAGGUCUUCAGUACUAUCAGAGGACUAACCCUGGGGACCUGGCAGUGGAUCUGAGCACCAUGAAUCAGGCCUACGAAGGAGGAUAUCUUGGCAUGGGUGCGCAAUACGGAUCCUACACAGACUUACGUCAUCAAGGAGAUGUUGCAGGGCCUCCCUUGCCCCUGCGAAGGUACGGCUCCAUGUCCAACAUCAACCAAGACUACGGCUAUAGUCAGGCAGGUUUACCGGACGCAAACCUGGCACAGUAUAGUGCCACUACGGCCAGGGAGAUCAGCCGAAUGUGUGCAGCUCUGAACUCUAUGGACCAGUUCGGUCAACGGUACAGCAACCCUGAGAUGAUGCAGUAUGUUUCUGGAAGUGGAGCAGGGCCUGCAGCCAGGCUCAACCUACAGCAAAGCUUAGCAUCAAUCCGAGCCAACCUACUCUAUGGCCCUGAUGGGAGGCCCACUGCACACGGCCAAGCCCUAACCAAUCUGAUCAAUGCUAGACAAGCAAGCAUACGGGCCUUAUAUCCAUCUGCAAUGAGAGGAGCUGACGGUAUGACAUAUUCCACCAUCAACACCCCAAUAGCCUCUACCUUGCCAAUAACCACCCAGCCCUCCUCUGUUCUGCAACCCAUGCCACAAGGAAUAUACCAACCUUACCCUGCAGGCGUGACCGCUGUACCACUGGCGAGCCUCACCAGGUUGCCUCAUAUGACCCCAAAGAUGCCUCUGUCCACACAGGGACAUUACGGUUACCCUCCUCCCAACCAGUUCCCUACAACGGCUGGUGUUCCUGGCAGUGUACCUGCCACGAGCACCUCCACCAAGGAAGCUCCUGUCUACCUUGGGAAGCCUUCUGCAGCCGUCUCUGUGCACACGGCUGCAACCUUACCACUGGCCCAGCCAAUUUCUCAUAUGAGUGGACAAACUACUGCAAUGCCAAUUCAGUCUGCAGUAGUCCCUGCAAACCAACAGACUCCCCAAACUCAAAUCCAAGCGCAAAAUGUUACGAUGCACCCCCAUACUCAAACUCAUAUGCAAGUCCAAAUGCAGCAACAAAUACAGUCCCAAAUACAGCAACAAAUACAGUCCCAAAUACAGCAACAAAUGCAAACUCAAAUGCAACAACAAAUAGCAACUCAAACUCAAGCUUCAUUUCUGACUCAAACCCAGUCCCAGCCUAUAACUCAGCCUGAUCCACAGGCUCUAGUGCAGGCCCAUCUGCAGACCACUCGCCAGAUUGCUUCUACUGCAGCAGCCAGCACCACCAUCGCCACUUCGGUCGACCCAGAGCUGGAAAAGGUAGAGGAGCGUUUGAGACAGCAACAGGAGCAGAUGCUGCAGAUGGAGCGAGAGCGUGUGGAGCUGGAGAAACUUCGGCAGAUGCGCCUGCACGAGGAACUGGAGCGAGACCGCAUGGAGCUCCAGAGGCACAGGGAGAAAGAACAAAUGCUGGUGCAGCGUGAGAUUCAGGAGCUGCAGACCAUCAAACAGCAUGUCCUGCAUCAGCAACAAUCAGAGAGGGAGACACAGCUGGUCAUGCAGAGGGAACAGCUAGCCCAGCAGAGGAUGCAACUGGACCAGAUCCAGUCGCUGCAGCAGCAGCUCCAGCAGCAGUUGGAGGAGCAGAAGAGGCAGAAGACAGCAGUAGUGGAGGCAUCGGCUGCAGCUGAGGCAGCCGCUGCAUCCGCAGCAGUAUCUGCUCUAGCCACUUCCACUCAAGGUGCCAUACAAGGGGUAGUAGUCGGAGGAAUAUCCCCUCAAGGUGCCAUACAAGGGGUAGUAGUUGGAGGAGGAACCCCUCAAGGUGCCAUACAAGGGGUAGUAGUCGGAGGAGGAGGAACUCCUCAAGGUUUCAUCAUCUGUGACCAGAGUGGUAGGGUGAUUCAACAGGACGGCCAAAGUGUACAGUUCUGGCAACCCCACAUGGAAGGGCAGGUGGUCCAAGCAGUGAUGACCCCAAGGCCCAUACCAAGCUCUGCCUCUGAGAUGUCCUUGAGAAACAGUGAGAAUCAGUUGGGGUCCAGGAUCAUGAAGAAGCAAAACUCUAUGCCUCGUCUUAGGGAUGGAUCGGAGGAGGAGCUGGUGAGGAGGAUUGCGGAUAGCUGCGUGCAGACGGACGAUGAAGAGGGUGAGGACAGGUACAUGAACCGCAGGGGCAGGAGAACCAGGCGGAUCGCCGACUGCAGCGUACAGACAGACGACGAGGAUCAGGCAGCUUGGGAGCAACCGGUUAGGCGCAGGAGAUCGCGCUUAUCCAAACAUUCAGACUCUAGCGGCGAGGUCAAAUCCGAUGGAACCGCCAAAGUGUCCUCCUCCAGCAUAGCCAUUCAGACCACCAACGACUCCUCAUGCCAGACUGAGGCCGACCAGUUGAGCAGGAUCUCACCUGCAAUCCACAUCACUGCGGCUGAGACAAAUAAGGUGGAGCUGCUUCACUACAUCUCUGCCCCAGAGAGGACCCAUAAGGGUGAGAGCUUGGCCUGUCAGACAGAACCGGAGGCCCAGUCUCAGGGGGUGGUGGCCCCUCAGCUCAGCGUCCUCACCACCAUCAGCCCAUAUUCCACCUCUAUGCAGAUGGUGGGCUCCACCCCAUCUCCUCCCCAAGGGGUGGCUAAGUUCGAAAGGCGGAAACCCGACCCUCUGGAAAUCAACUACCAAAGCCAGCAGCAGAACGAGUCCCCGUCUCGCCAGCCUCCCAAGUCUCCCCAGGUGCUGUACUCCCCUGUGUCCCCGCUGUCACCCCAUCGGAUGCUGGAAACCACCUUCGCCUCCCAGGAGAAGCUCAACAAGGCGCACGUCACGCCCCAGCAGAAAGCCUUCACUGCAGAGUCUCCUCAGCGUCACCAGAGCCUCCCCAGACCUAUCAAGAGUGUGCAGCGCUCCAUGUCGGACCCCAAACCCCUCAGCCCCACCUCAGAAGACCCUGCCAAGAACAGGUUCUCCCCUUACCAUCAGCAGGCCCUCUCCAACAGUCAGAUGGCCACCCUGCAGCAGCAGCAGCAGAACUCUCUGAUGAGAAAGGUGAAGAGGACCCUACCCAGCCCGCCUCCAGAGGAGAGCCCUCUCCCCAUCGUCACCCCAGCCAUGUCCCACAUGUACAGCAGCUCUCUGGGGAUGCAACCCCAGCGGGUGCUGCCCAGGCCCGCCCAGGGUGUCACCAAGGCCGGCCUGCUGAGCGAGCUGAAGGCCGUGGAGCAAGAGUCCACCAAGCUCCGCAAGCAGCAGCAGGAGCUAGAGGAGGAGGAGAAGGAGAUUGACGCCAAGCUGCGGUACCUGGAACUGGGCAUCCAUCAGCGCAAGGAGACCCUGGUGAAGGAGAGGGAGAGGAGGGAGCUGGCCUACAUGCGCUGCAUGGGCGACGCCCGCGACUACAUGUCAGACACCGAGCUCAAUAACCUGAGGAUGGUGGCGGCCACGGGAACGUUUGACGGUAAUGGUCUGCUGACGAGGCCCAGCACGGCGCCGCUGAGCCAGUUCCCCAACGACCUCGGCCCAGCCUCMCAGUACCCGCCCACCUCCUCCUACAUGGCCUAUCAGUACCCACAGAGCCAGCCCACGCCCACACAGCAGCCAACCGCUGCUUACCAACAGAUCGGUUUCCAGCCCCCUCAAUACCCUACAGCCUCACAGCCCCAGCCAGGCACCUUCCAGCCCCACCCACCCCAAAGCUCAGGCUACCAGACCCAGCCAAUCUACCCAGCCCACGGGGGCUACGGCCAGCCUUCCUACCCGACAGACCUGGGCAUGCAGCAGCAUGGCCACCAGGGUUUCCAGCCUCCCAACCCCUCUAUCCUGGGCCAGAACCUCCCCUACUCAGGCCAGAGCCCAUAUUCUGGCCAGGGCAUGUCCUUCCAGCCGCAGGCUGAGAUCCUCACGGUCCACCAGAGGCCUCAUCAGACCUCCCUGGCCGACUUGGAACAGAAGUUGCCCACCAACUACGAGGUGAUCAGUAACCCUGCCGUGUCGGUGGCCACAUCAGCUCCAGACACCGGCUUUGGCUCAGUCUAUGCCUCCAACACCAUGCCCAAUGCCUAUGGGCAGUACCGCCCCCCGGAGUCAGUCCUGACCCACGGUGUGGACAGCCCCACGCCGGCCUACGCUGCAGAUGGCCUCUACACCGCAAACCUGGAGCAGAACAUCCCCAGGAACUACGUCAUGAUCGACGACAUCAGCGAGCUGACCAAAGAGAACACAGGCUCGUCUGUUGACGUUCUGGGACAUCCUGUUGCAGGACGCUAUGGUGAGAAUGGCCCUGCGCGCCAAACUGGCUAUGGCAAUGAGCCUGUGGACCCGUACAUGUCUGCAGGCACCACAGGCUACCACCAGAAGGGCUCUGUGGAUCCCCGGACCAGCACCACUGUAGGCAGUGGGGGAUCUUCUUAUUACUAUGACGACUAUAAUAAACACCUCAGCACACCACGCCCAGGGGGCCCGGGGACCCAGAAACACCCAUUCAAGAACCUGGCUCCCGCCGUUGUCUCCUCCGGUAAGCGCAGCAAGCACAGAAAGCAGGGCAUGGAGCAGAAAAUCUCCAAGUUCUCCCCCAUUGAGGAGGCACGGGACGUGGAGUCCGACCUGGCCUCUUACACCAUGACCACCUCCACCGGCGGCAGCUGUACUGUGGUGUCUCGGUCUGGGGUGAAGAAGAGCGGCAACGACCAGCGGAAGUACUUUGGUGGCCACCCGGGAAGCCGGGAAGCCCUGGAAGAGGAGGACCGGAUGUACGGCUCGGGGAGGUCCCGGUCUACUGGCUACGGCAUAGACAAGAUCUCCUCCAGGGACUCCUCCAGGAGCAAGUCUUACGAGAGGGAAGCCAUGGAGCGGUCUCAGAGAGGCGGUGGCGGACGGCCCGGACUGCGCACCCAUAACUCAGAGGAGGAGAGCCCCCUCAGCCCCGUGGGGAAGUCUGUGGGGGUCGGACGAGGUGGCACAGGGGUACCAGUGGACCCCCAUGACGUGAGGAACCAGUACGGCUCCAGCCACUCCCUGCCGGAUGUCCAGGACCACCACAUGAAGGACCUGCCCAGGAGCCACGUGUACAAGCCAGAUGACCCGUAUCUCGUAGACGAUCAGCACGCUGCUGUGUCGGACAGUGAAGCCUAUCAUCUGGGUCAGGAGGAGACGGACUGGUUUGAGAAGCCAAGGGAGGCUCGCUCCAACCGCUCCAGACACCAUGGGAGCGCAGGGCACAUCUCCACUGGUAGACAACAGACCGGCGCCAACGUGAAGCACACCUACCAUGACUAUGAUGAGCCUCCCGAAGAGCAGGACCUGUGGCCUCAGGACGAGUACAACAACCAACCUCGCCACCCCUCGUCUACCUCAUCAUCCCGCGACCACCGUGGUCACCAUGCCAGCAGCUGCGGUAGCUCGGGGAGGCACUCCUCUUCCCGCCACUCCGGUGAAGAGCCUCGGACGUCCAGCCGCUCCUCCAGAACACACCCCAAAGACCAAUCCGCCCGCUCUGAGGGCCGUGGAUCCUCCUCCACCCAGAAGAGGGGAGGCUCGGAACCCCGCUCCUCCCGGGAUGGCUACCGGGACCGGGACUCUGGAGACUACUCCUCUCGUGACCCGGCCUCUGGCCACCACCGUGAGGGCACCAGUGGCAGGGGUCAGAAGCCGCCAGGCUCUUCCUCCAGGAGACAGGAAGGGGUUCCUUCUGCAGGGGCCAAGCAGGGUCUGGGGCAACAGCCCCAGGGGGGUCCAGGCGGGCAGCAGCAACAGCCCCAGGGGGGUCCAGGCGGGCAGCAGCAACAGCCCCAGGGGGGUCCAGGCGGGCCGGCACCAGAAAAGAUCUCGACUGCCCCUCCCGCCCCCCAGGAUAUUGGUGAGAACGUUGACGCCUCCGCUGUGGGCUGGCCUGCCGCUGCACUGCCGAUCCCACCAGGCCUGCUACCUAUCCUCCCAGGGGGGUUGCUUUAG
Molecule: messenger RNA, 10518 nt
Organism: Salvelinus sp. IW2-2015
Lineage: Eukaryota; Metazoa; Chordata; Actinopteri; Salmoniformes; Salmonidae
Source: RefSeq, a predicted model, not a curated record